AUGUCACUUCGUGAUUUAUCACUCGUUGAUACCACAGUCAUAAGUGUGUCAAAUGAGACAUCAACCGCCAUCAGCAACCAACAUGGCAAAGACAACCACGUUCUGUUGUUUAUUCUGCUGCCUGCUACUGCUGUAGUGUUUGUGGGAAUUGCAAUUGGAUUGAUUGUCUGGAUGCUGAAACGCAGCAGAUUGGAUAAGCUCCGACAUCACUUAAUGCCACUGUACAGUUUUGAGAACUCGGAUAGUGGCCAGGAUUUGGAAACAGAUUUACUAAGUCAGGAUGUGCACCUCAGAGAUAGUACCAGCCCACCGAACUCACCCAUCCUGAAGUUGAACACUAUGUAUUCAGAAUUGUGA
This is a messenger RNA of Candidula unifasciata, 357 nucleotides long. The record is from the annotation of a GenBank genome assembly. NCBI's taxonomy places the organism in Eukaryota, Metazoa, Mollusca, Gastropoda, Stylommatophora, Geomitridae.